GUGCGGAGGCCGCGAAGUACGCGGAGCGGAGAGGGGGCCGGACGCAGCAGCGCGGCACCUGGGCAGGUCCUGUGCGUCCUGACCGAGGUCUGGUAACCAAGCUCUGUCCCAGAUCACCCCGCAGGGGCCAGCGUGAGCAGGGAUGGCUGGCAGGAGCCAGGACCGGAGCCUGCGGGAGGAGCUGACGUGUGCCAUCUGCUGUGACCUCUUCAGCCAGCCCGUCAUGCUGGACUGCAUGCACCACUUCUGCAAGUCCUGCAUCCAGCAGUACUGGGAGAGCUGUGACCACGUCCCCUCCUGUCCCCAGUGUCGCCGCGAGUUCCCCAGCCGGGCUUUCCGCACCCACUACCUGCUGGCGGGGCUGGUGGAGAAGCUGCGGCACUGCGGCUCUGCCGAGCACCAGCACAAGAUGCAGAAGCACCUGGAGGAUGCUUUGCAAGCUCGUCAGAAGGAUAUGGAGAACUUCUUGCAGAGGAAGCGUGCAGUGCAGGAGGGGAUCAGUGGCCUGAUGAAGGUGUCUGGGGAGCUGAACUUCAAGAUCCGGUCAGAGUUUGCCCGACUUCAUCAGAUCCUGGAGGAAGAGGAGAGAGCUGUGCUGGCAGAGCUGGCUGAAAAGGAGGAGCAGUCACUGGCACGGCUGCGUGGGGAUGUCCACAGGCUGGAGGAGGGGAUGGCAGUGCUGCAGAGGGACAUAGAGCACAUAGAGCAGAUCCUCAGCAAGAUGGAAGAGGUGUCGUUGCUGGAGGUGGAGAGCCUGGAUAUCAGACCCUCAGUGCAGGUUGAGACCCAGCCUGCCUUUGACACGGAGCUCUAUAGGGACAGCCAUGGUGGCCCCUUGCAGUACAUCUUCUGGAGGCAGAUGCUGAGGUCCAUCUGCCCCGCUCCUGCCCCACUCACCUUCGACCCUGAGUCAGCCCACCCCAACCUGGUCUUCUCCAGAGACCUGACAGCAGUGACAGAGAGGAGCAGAGCCCAGCCUGUCCCCAGCAGCCCCCGGCGCUUCCGUCAGUGUGUCAAUGUCCUCAGCUCACAGACCUUUGGCAGUGGCCAACACUACUGGGAGGUCUGGGUGGGCUGCAAAACCAAGUGGGACCUGGGGGUGGCUGCCGAGGCUGUGGACCGGGCAGCAAAGGUCAAGCUGUGUCCUGAGAAUGGCUACUGGACACUCCGCCUGAGGAACAGGACUGAGUACUGGGCCACCACCACCCCCUGGGUGCGCCUGACUCCACGCCGUCCCCCCCGGAAAGUGGGGGUCUUCCUAGACUGCCAGGAGGGCAUUGUCACCUUUUUUGAUGCUGGGGACAUGUCCCACCUCUUCACCUUCCACCAGGUCUCUGCGGAGAGGUACUGCCCCUUCUUCAGCACCUGCUUCAGCGAUGGGUUGGAAAAUGUGGAGCCCAUGUACCUCUGCCACCUUGCCCUGUGAGGGUGGGGGGUUGGCAUGCUUUGGGGACACCAGCCUGGCUCCUUGUCACUGCCUGGAGGCCAGUUCUGCACACUUGGAUCAUGGUGGGUGUUGGGUGAUGCUAGUUUGAUUUCACUUUUGGCAGGAAGGAGGGGGUAGAGUCUCUUCCCAGCUCCUGUCUGCCCUGCCUACUUUGUGCCAUGGGCUGGGGGGCCACACUGCCUGGCAGCUCUCAAAGAACAACCUUCUGUGCCUGAGUAUAUUGCACGGUGAAGUAUGCAGGCUGAUUGCACCUUCCAUCCCCCCGUACCUCCACUGAAACUCUGUGGAGGAAGUCAGUGGUCCUAGAGCACCGUUAGAUACCUCUUGACUGCGGUGUGUGGGCUUCCUCUGAUCGCAGGGCUUCACUGGGAAGGGCUCCAGGCUGGCGGCAGAGGGAGCUCCGUGCUUGGCCCGGCCACUGCGGUGCUGCCUCCCUGCGUGCUGCUUAUCACCAUUAAAGUUCAAUA
Messenger RNA from Calypte anna (Anna's hummingbird), 1914 nucleotides. RefSeq names its product nuclear factor 7, brain-like. The record is from RefSeq and is a predicted model, not a curated record. Gene Ontology annotation, molecular function: protein binding; metal ion binding. NCBI's taxonomy places the organism in Eukaryota, Metazoa, Chordata, Aves, Apodiformes, Trochilidae.